Ixodes scapularis (black-legged tick) is the source of this 915-nucleotide messenger RNA. Its product is annotated as chymotrypsin B-like. Gene Ontology annotation, biological process: proteolysis. NCBI's taxonomy places the organism in Eukaryota, Metazoa, Arthropoda, Arachnida, Ixodida, Ixodidae. The record is from RefSeq and is a predicted model, not a curated record. The transcript is spliced from 6 exons. The coding region runs from base 1 to 894 and encodes 297 amino acids. Gene Ontology annotation, molecular function: serine-type endopeptidase activity.
AUGAAUCGCAUAGCGCCUAUGUUAUUUGUAGCCUUCGUCCUUCAAAAGGUAUGGGUGCAAGCCUGUGUCUUUUACAACAGACGAGCAAGUGACGCAGCCCAAAUACCCAAAAGAUUCUUUACCGUCUUGCUUGGGAGCCAUUCCAGGCAGCAAGGAGAGAAAGGACUGAAGGAAGAAAUUGAAACCAUCUGCAUGUACUCUCAAUUUGUAAAGGACAAAUUCGAGACUGACAUUGCCAUCAUAACACUGAAAAGACCUGUGGAAUUUUCAGAAACCAUUAAACCAGUUUGUCUGUCCGACAUCAAUGACAAUCCAGAUUGUGACGUUCCCAUGUAUGUUGCUGGAUGGGGAUACACUGAACCGGUCAUGUGGAAUAACCAGUCUUUGUCUGAAGAUAUGGACGGGUCUCAUGCCAAAGAAGAUUUGAUGACAGUAAAAUCCGGCUCCGAGAAACAAUCCCAAGAAGUAACUGAAGACACAACCGAGUCAUAUGAAGACUACUAUGACCCCGGUACGGCGCCAGUUUCCCCGGCCAAAAAUACGUUUCCUGAUUUGCUCCAACAAGCCCGAGUUCAGUUAAUCCCAAAUGAGGAAUGCGAUAAGCUGUAUAACGACUCGUCACUUCAUGGAAACAUCGUUUGCGCUAUGCACGACUUUGGAUCUAUAUGCUUGGGCGACAGCGGAGGCCCGCUGGUGUACAAGACAACAGAUGGCCGCUGGACCUUGAUGGGACUAAUAACCGCUGCCGAGAUGCCAUGCAACGUCACCGAUCUCCCGAUGUACUUCGUUAGAAUUAAGCCCUUCAUGGACGACUUCAUCCUUCCGUGCGUUCGAGAUCCUAACAAUUGCACAUGCAAGCCAGCAAAUGAUACAAAAUCCAGCAUUUAUUAUUAGUGUGUUUUAGGAAAAUCUAAA